AUGGGUGCUGAGAAAGAGGUGGGAGUGACGGAGGGAGGUAGACAUGAGAAAUCAAUCGCCUAUACGUCAUUCGAGGAAACAAGUGUGAACAAUCAUGUUAUGUUUGAGACCAAACAAAUCCCUGAUUAGAAGUUUGGCUAAUUAGGAUGGCUUAAAACAGUCUGGUUUAUGUCUUAUUUUGUUUAUUUAAAACAAAACAACCCCCAUCUUGAGAGCAGGAGCUAUUUUUCCCUGAGGGUUUUGUGGGACUGCCCGUCAAAAAUCGAACCUUUUGUUUAACGUAACAUGCUUCGUUGGUCUCGAAGCGUCACAGCCCUACAAUAUCUGAAGAUGAGCAAACGUUAUUCUUGAGGCGACCGAGACAGCGAGUGUGUUGUGCUUGUGCAGUGCCGGUGGUAUAAGCUAGUCUUUGCUGGGCUGUAGGACAGGGUGGGUGGUAUUUUUCCAUUUCUAAAUGCUAGGAAUGGAGGAAUUUAUAACCGAGGAGGAAGAGCCAUGGUACGACCAGCAAGAUCUCGAAUCGGACCUCCACCUGGCAGCGGAGCUGGGAAAGACUCUGUUGGAGAGGAACAAGGAGCUGGAGGACUCUCUGCAGCAGAUGUACAUCACCAAUGAGGAGCAGGUGCAGGAGAUCGAGUACCUGGCCAAGCAGCUGGAGGUGCUGAGGGAUAUGAAUGAGCAGCAUGCUAAGGUCUACGAGCAGCUGGAUGGAACGGCCAGGGAACUGGAGCUCACCAAUCACACCCUGGUACUGGACAGCAAGGCCUCACAGCACAAGAUAGAGAGGCUGACCGGAACCAUUGAGACCCUACAGGCUCAGGUGGAGUCUCUCUCUGGGCAGGUGGAGCAGCUCCACUCCCUGGAGCAGCUCAGGGUCCGGAGGGAAAAGAGGGAACGGCGCAAGACCAUCGCGUCCUUCCCCUGCCUCAGAGAACUCUGCACCGCACCCAAGUAUGAGGACGGUUUUGUUGUGGGCCGCUCCGAUAGCUUCACCUCAGAGUCUAAGCGCCAGCCAGCAGAGGAAGAAAAUGAGCGUCUGAGAGAGGCGGUGUCAGCAUUGCGCUCAGCUGUGAGGGCAGAGCGGACUCGCAGGGAGGGGGCAGAGAGAGAGUGUCAUGUCCUCCUGGGGGAGUUCAGUCGCCUGGAGACGCGUGUGCAGGGUGCAGAGAGCUGCCAGGCACGGGUACGUGAACUAGAGGUGGAGCUCCAGGAACUCCAGCAGCUCAGAAGGGCAAGGACCCUCCUGCUGAGCAGCGAGGACGAUGGUGUGGGAUUCACACAGACCCUUCUCAACAGCACCCCCGAAACAGACACCCUGGAGGGGGAAGGAGGCGAGGCAGGAGGAGGGGUCCGGGAGGAAGGCGAGGGAGGUGGUGUAGGCGGAGAGUCCUUGCCCGCCUCCAGCCCUGUCAGGAAAAGCUGCAGCGACACAGCGCUGAAUGCCAUUGUGGCCCGGGACGCGUCCGGGAGGAGGAGAGGGAGCUACGCCAUCCACGCCAACAGUGUCCGUAAGAGAGGGAUGUCCAUCCUGAGGGAGGUGGAUGAGCAGUAUCACGCUCUGCUGGAGAAGUAUGAGGAACUGUUAGGGAAGUGCAGGCGCCACGAGGAGUCCCUGUGUCACAUGGCAGUGCAGACCUCACGUCCCGUCUCCAGGGACCCCUCCAUGAAGGACUGUGCAGUUGGCCCCACUCCUGCACCCCCACCAACACCCACCCGAUCCCCCUCUACCCCCGAGGCCAUGGAGAGCAUCAGUAAGCAGGUAGAUGCAGUGGAUAAACGACUGGGCCAGAACACACCAGAGUACAAGGCCCUGUUCAAGGAGAUCUUUUCCCGGAUUCAGAAGACCAAGACAGACAUCAAAGCUACUAAAGCCACCAAAGCCCCGAAAGCCAGCAAGCCUGGAAAGUCUCAUAAAUAGGAAUGACAGUGAGCUUCCUUGGUAGUGGAAGGCUACUUUGUGCUUAAGAUUGUUGCCUCCACACUACCAAUAUGUAGCACUCAUGAGGAGGCUUCUGAAUUGUGUCUUUUCUUCUUUCUGCUUCUGUUACAAGGUGUCAAUCAACAAACAUGCUACUAAAAACGAAUCCGCUGCUAAAGCUACCUGCUAUUAGCGCCUGCCUACUUUUGCCGGUGAGAUCUAACACAUUCUUUCAGCUGCCUUUUACUGGUCGGAUGACUAGCCAGUUGACUCUAAGUUCUAUCUUUAGAGCAGUGGUAUUCAUGUAUUCUCAGCGGGGACCUUGUUUUUUCAACCAAUUUAUGGGGACCUCAUUUAUGGGGGCAGAAAUUCUCACUCCUCCCCCUCCCCAAGUCAAAUAACACAAACUUGAAGUCAGUACAUUUAGAUUUUUACAAUGACUCAUAAACUUUGAUUAAUCUCUCUUGAAAAUAAUCCAAUACAUGUAUCUUAAUUUGUAAUUUUUUCGGGUGGGGGGCGGGGGGGGGGGCGGGUUGGACUUUGAAUACCACUGUUUGGAACUUGCAGGGCCUCCCCCAGCCUACCGGUAACUUGAACCAUGGACUUGAAGUAAAAACAGAAGUAAAAACAUCCUACUUUCUGCCCAGAGUACACCGCGACCACAUUUGCACUGCUCUCUCUGUGACUGUAUACUCGUGACCGUAGUACUGUAUUUUAUACCCUAGAGAUACUUAUCUUCCAGGUCCUUAGAGGUAAAUGCAAUUUGUGUCAGAAUGCUGCAGGUUUCGAACAGUGUUUCAAGUACACACUGACUCUUGGGGAGUGCCCAAAAAAGAUCAAUGUUAAUAUGUUUGUGGUUUGUGGAGGUGUGCUGAUGCCCAGACACCCCUGGAAUGGAAGGGUUGCUGGGUAUGUCCACUGGCCUCCAGCUGGCUCCCUGUGCGCUCACAAGAUGCAACAGACAAUCUAAACAGGUUGUUGUCUUUUCUUUUUCCUGGGGCAUUAUAAACCCUAUUGUAGAACUGACGCAUGAUCUAGUAUCAAAUGUGAUGUUUUAUUACUGUCUUUUUUUUUGUCCCAUUCCAUUUAUGCUGUUUCUUUGAUUGUUGGUUACAAAUCUUUCACCCUCCACAACAAACAAAAAGGGAAAAAAAGCAAAGCUGUGAUUGUAUUACAAUGUCAAAUUGCAAUGCAAUUGUAAUGUAACAUUAUCCCCUGACUAAUUUUUAUUUAGACAAACUUGCUUUAGACAGAAGUGAUGGUCAAUGAUAUAACCUAAAAACAGUAAGUAUUACUAACUAUUUAAACCUGUUAUGUUAGCAUUAACCAAGCUCACCAGCUGUCAAAAACACAAAAACACAGACACUGCAACAUUACACUAUAUAGCAAAGGAUCCAGGUCGUCUUGGCUAGCUACCCACUAAAUGACCCUUCCUUCUUAUCAUGAAUGUUAUAGGGGUUGCAUUGUCGAAUCAUAUACCUUAAAUCUGAUACUCAUGUUGUAAUGCCAAACCUUAUGGGGAGGAAAACAUAUACACACAACAAAGCACCUGCACCGUACAGGACAUAUUAUUCUUAGUGCUACUAACUCAAUGUCUUAAACUAAGGUCAUAUACUUAGCUGUGACGCUUUUAGGCUAUUAUAGCAGUCACAAAAUUUGUCAAGAGAUCAAUGUGAGCAUGGUGCUAUGAAAGUAGAGCUAUGAAAGUAGAGCUGAGUGUAGUGUGGAACAAAAUGAGAAAAUAAAACUUGCCACAGAAAAGGUGACUGAAUAAUUUAAACCAGAAAUCGGUGCUUGCUCAAUGGUGGUAUAAUGAUGUAUGUGCCAGGUCUAAGCAGAGUCUUAUUUUUCCUCUCAGGGUCACUCAAGGGUUGCUGAGUGAAGAAAAAUGGUAGGAUGUCUUGAGGAGAAUAACUGUUAGUUUCAUAGAAAUGUUCACCUAUGAUCCUGAAGGGCUGAAGUGUGUGCAGACUUCUGCCCAAACCCAACAUUCAGGUGUACUGCUGGGCUGGAGUAAAGGCCUGCAUUCCCUGUAGCUUUUCAGGGCAGGGAGAUAAAGACAUUGUACCAUGCAGUGGUGACUGAAAAUGUGAUAUAUUCUCAUAAGAGGGAAAAAUGUCUAAAUAAAACCGUCUGACUCUGUCCGUU
Messenger RNA from Esox lucius (northern pike), 4066 nucleotides. Its product is annotated as cerebellar degeneration-related protein 2-like. The record is from RefSeq and is a predicted model, not a curated record. Bases 455 to 1918 code for a protein of 487 amino acids. The transcript is spliced from 6 exons. NCBI's taxonomy places the organism in Eukaryota, Metazoa, Chordata, Actinopteri, Esociformes, Esocidae.